AUGAAGAUUGUGAGCUGGAAUGCACGUGGAAUUGGGAGUGAUCGUGCAUUCCGGAAUCUCUCCCGUUUAGUGUCUACUAGUAGUCCUACUAUUUUGUUUAUUAUGGAAUCUCGGCUUGUAAAGAAUGCUAUUAAUUUUGUGAAAACCAAGCUCCAUUUUGAUUCGGGCUUAGAAAUGCUUAGGGUUGGUAGAAGCGGGGGCUUACUUUUGUUAUGGACUAAUGAUGUAAAAGUCACUCUAUGUUCUCAAUCUAUAAGUCAUUUUGAUUGUUAUGUGUUGUGUGCCAUUACUAAUGUCUCGUUUCACCUCACUUGCUUUUACGGCUCUCCCGUCGACUCUCUUAAACCUCACACUUGGCCAAUUCUGAAAAGGAUCGGCCGGGAUAAUCCCCGUGACCCUUGGCUUCUCAUUGGUGAUUUUAAUGCUUUCCUCUUCUCCCAUGACAAAAAAGGGGGUAAUCCUGACAGGGGCCCUUCUUCGAAUUUUAGACAGUUAUUGGACUCCUUUAAUCUUUCCCCGAUUGACCCCGUGGGACCCUCUCUCACCUGGAACAACAAUGUGGCCCACCCAAAAAAUAUCCAAGAGCGGUUGGACUGGGGGAUCAUCAACAGUCCUUGGGUAAAUCUUUUUCCUAAUGCCGCUCUUAACCACUUGGGUUUCUAUGGGUCUGACCACAGAGCCUUGAAAUUAGUCACAUCUACCAUUCCGGGAACUGGGUCAAGGAAUCAUAGUAAGCGAUUUCAUUUUGAGAAUGUGUGGCUCCAGGACCCGGACUGGGAUAGAAUUUUCGAUCAGUCUUGGACUAAACCCUCAACCGCGGAGGAAGCUAUCCCUAAUCUCAUCGCUACCCAAUCCUUGUGCGCUCAAAAGCUCAACAAUUGGAAUCACAAAAAAUUUCAAUUUCAAAAAGCAAAUCAGUAA
Messenger RNA from Cannabis sativa, 921 nucleotides. RefSeq lists its product as uncharacterized. Bases 1 to 921 code for a protein of 306 amino acids. The record is from RefSeq and is a predicted model, not a curated record. The transcript has a single exon. Gene Ontology annotation, molecular function: catalytic activity. NCBI's taxonomy places the organism in Eukaryota, Viridiplantae, Streptophyta, Magnoliopsida, Rosales, Cannabaceae.